GGGCUUUCUCGUGUAGUCUGGCUUUGAAUGUAAAGACAGCUUGGAAGAUCAAAAGAAAAUCCUAAAAUGAAACACGGACGUGUAUGAUACUGAUGUUUCAUUUCUUUCCCAUUGCCUUUUUAGUGGCCCAAAUGAGCGAACCGUCCGAUAAGAACAGCUCCACUCAAGAAGAAUCCACAAAUCCAAUGUUUCCAGAGAAAAGCAGUCAGAUUGGACAAAAGCAACUGCAGCAGAUAGAACGGCAGUUGAAAUGCUUGGCAUUUCAAAACCCUGGACCACAGGUGGCGGAUUUUAACCCUGAAACAAGGCAGCAGAAAAAAAAAGCACGGAUGUCGAAAAUGAACGAAUAUUUUUCUGGGAAGCACAAGAAAGGGGGAAAGGAAGACACUGAAUUACUUCAACUGAACAGGAGGAGAGGAGGUAUUAGGCUUGGGGACAAAGGAUGCAGAGGUACCCACUGUUGUAGGCAAAGUUUUCCUAUCUUGAAGUCGUUCUCAAAUAAACACACCGGGGCUUACAUUAAUUACAAAUGCUUGGCCAGUAUGUCAGGCUUAUUACUAACUAGCUCUUACAAUUUAAGUUAACCCAUAUUCCUUAUUUAUGCUCUACCACGUGGCGGUACCUUUAUUAACAUGGCACGUUCAUCUCCUGCUCCGUCAGUGUCUGGCUGAUGACUCCUCUGACUCUAUUUUUCCUCUUACCGGAGUCUUCUGUAUCUGGCUGUCCCAUCUAUACUUCUUGCCUGGCUUCCAGCCUGUCAGCUUUUUAUCAACUGAUGAGAGUAGUACAUAGUCACAGUGUACAGAAGGAUUAUUCCACAGCCCACUGUGAUCGCAUGAGUGAAAUGCCAGCCAUUGGAGCUCAUGGUGGUAAGAUAUAUAAGCUACUCCCAAGGCUUUCAAGCAGAUCUGUUUUGAAGGAUAUAUUGAAAGUGGUUUGGUUUUGAGUGGGUGGUAAAAUUCCUAUAAAAGUCUUUCACUGCAGGCAUGCUGCAGAGGUGGACAGAGAAAGUGUGGGGACCUAAGGUCUGAAGUGCUGCCCUCGGGCACUGAGCAUUUUGCCUUCCCCGGGUCCUUACAAUGCAGACUGGUGCCACCUCAGUUAUU
Peromyscus eremicus (cactus mouse) is the source of this 1106-nucleotide messenger RNA. RefSeq names its product ADP ribosylation factor like GTPase 14 effector protein like (gene Arl14epl). The record is from RefSeq and is a predicted model, not a curated record. Bases 84 to 584 code for a protein of 166 amino acids. The transcript is spliced from 3 exons. NCBI's taxonomy places the organism in Eukaryota, Metazoa, Chordata, Mammalia, Rodentia, Cricetidae.